UCAUCUUUCCCUUCCUCACUUCCUUGCCCAUCUCACCUGACGUGAAGACCCAAAGGGCUACGCGCCGUCCUGCUCCUCUUUGCUACCCCGGGCUUCUACAUCGCCACAACCGCUGCCUUCUGUCGGCGUGCUUCUCGAUCACGCGGCCGAUCUGUUCUGUGAGAGAGUAAGAGUUUGAUUUGAUCUCGGGUCGACUGCUGUGAAGAUUCAAGGUAUUUCUCCUAAAGGACAGCACUAAAAUAAAGAAGCAUGUCGUGCUUUGCUUGCUGCGGAGAACAAGAUAUUUACAGUGCACCUGAUAAGGGGGGUGCUUUUCCUGCAAAUCAGGCUGCAGGCUAUGAUGGAUCUAAUCGAGCAUCUGAUCCUGCCCCGAAGGGUGUUCAAACUGUGAAAGUGCAACCUAUUGAAGUGCCUAUAAUUCCUGUAGAAGAAAUAAAAGAAGUAACUGAUAAUUUUGGGAACAAUGCUUUGAUUGGAGAGGGUUCGUACGGUAGAGUGUAUUAUGGUCUCUUAAAAAAUGGUAAAGCUGCAGCCUUAAAGAAAUUAGAUUCUAGUAAACAGCCAGAUCAAGAAUUUCUGGCCCAGGUAUCAAUGGUGUCAAGGUUAAAGAAUGAAAAUGUUAUUGAGCUGCUUGGCUAUUAUGUUGAUGGUGGUCUCCGUGUCCUUGCAUAUGAGUUUGCAACAAUGGGAUCUCUUCAUGAUAUUCUUCAUGGGCGCAAGGGACUCAAAGGUGCACAACCAGGCCCAGUUCUCUCUUGGACUCAAAGAGUUAAAAUUGCUGUAGGAGCAGCAAGGGGACUGGAAUACCUCCACGAGAAAGCACAACCCCGUAUUAUUCAUCGAGAUAUCAAGUCUAGCAAUAUACUACUUUUUGACGAAGACGUGGCAAAAAUUGCUGAUUUCGAUCUUUCCAAUCAAUCCCCGGACAUGGCAGCUCGUCUUCACUCGACCAGGGUACUUGGAACCUUUGGAUAUCAUGCCCCUGAGUAUGCAAUGACUGGGCAGCUUAGUGCCAAGAGUGAUGUUUAUAGCUUUGGAGUUGUUCUUUUAGAACUAUUGACCGGCCGCAAACCCGUCGAUCAUACAUUACCGCGGGGCCAACAAAGUCUCGUCACAUGGGCGGCACCAAGGCUGAGUGAAGAUAAGGUUAAGCAGUGUGUUGAUACGAGAUUAGGAACAGACUAUCCUCCCAAGUCUGUCGCCAAGUUUGCUGCUGUAGCUGCCUUGUGCGUACAGUAUGAAGCCGAUUUCCGGCCAAACAUGAGCAUUGUUGUGAAAGCGCUGCAGCCUCUACUAAACGCGAGGUCAGGCGGACCAGCUGUUGAAUCUUAAUGAUUUUGUUUGUGAUUUCUCCUAUUGGUUUUUCCUGAACCUGUCAUGCAAUUUGUUUGUUAGUGAUUUUAGUGUCGUGCAGUAAUAUAUAUAUAUAUGUUGUAGUGGUUUGAAAAUUAUUUGGAACGAAGAUGUGUUGUA
Phalaenopsis equestris is the source of this 1473-nucleotide messenger RNA. Its product is annotated as pto-interacting protein 1-like. Gene Ontology annotation, molecular function: ATP binding; protein kinase activity. The transcript is spliced from 9 exons. NCBI's taxonomy places the organism in Eukaryota, Viridiplantae, Streptophyta, Magnoliopsida, Asparagales, Orchidaceae. The record is from RefSeq and is a predicted model, not a curated record. Gene Ontology annotation, biological process: protein phosphorylation. The coding region runs from base 250 to 1332 and encodes 360 amino acids.